Messenger RNA from Populus euphratica (Euphrates poplar), 739 nucleotides. Its product is annotated as photosystem II 10 kDa polypeptide, chloroplastic-like. The record is from RefSeq and is a predicted model, not a curated record. Gene Ontology annotation, biological process: photosynthesis. Gene Ontology annotation, cellular component: photosystem II; thylakoid membrane; photosystem II oxygen evolving complex. The transcript is spliced from 5 exons. The coding region runs from base 157 to 570 and encodes 137 amino acids. NCBI's taxonomy places the organism in Eukaryota, Viridiplantae, Streptophyta, Magnoliopsida, Malpighiales, Salicaceae.
ACACAAGCAAUGCCAUGUAGCAAAAACUGUCAAUGAUUAUCAUGCUAUCGCUUUCAUUAUCUAGGAUGUUAGUAUUUAAUUGGAGCUCAAGACCAGCAAGUAGGAGGGCAAAACAAGCAGAGAUCAGAUCAAGCAAAGCUUAAACACUAAUUAAUCAUGGCUACCAGCUCAGUUAUGGCUUCAUCAAUGAGCCUGAAACCAGCUCCUUUUACAGUCAAGAAACCUUCUCUUCCAAGUCUUUCAAGGAGAUCAUCUUUCAAAGUUGAGGCUAGUCGUUCGAGGAAGUCCAAGACUGAUCAGCCUUAUGGAAUCAAUGGCGGCAUGGAUUUAAGGGGUGGGGUUGAUGCUUCAGGGAGAAAGGGCAAGGGAAAGGGAGUGUAUCAAUUUGUUGACAAAUAUGGAGCAAAUGUUGAUGGAUACAGUCCUAUCUACGACCCCAAGGAUUGGUCUCCAAGUGGUGAAGUUUAUGUUGGAGGCACUACUGGUUUGUUGAUCUGGGCUGUUACCCUAGCUGGCCUUCUUGCAGGGGGAGCACUUCUUGUUUACAAUACAAGUGCCUUAGUACAGUAGAGUUCUGUCAUCAUAUCCUAUCCUAAUCUCUGUGUAUUAGUACAGUAGAGUUCUGUCAUCAUAUCCUAUCCUAAUCUCUGUGUAUUACUUUCCCUUUUGAAUUCGCCAGUACCUUGUAACAAUUUCCGUGGAUUAAUAAUAAUGAGUGUAAGAUCUACUUGUUGCUCUU